GAAGGGAAGGGCAGGGCGGUGGGAGACAUAACAUGGGGGCCUAAAGCCGGGACGAAGUCGGCUGCAGGCGCCGCGCCGGGGGAACGCUGAGCUGAGACCGCGCCGGCAGCCGAGCGGGAGGCGGUGAGGGGACGGGGACAUGGCGGAGACCGGCUCCGUGCACGCCACCAGGUUCGAGGCAGCCGUGAAGGUGAUCCAGAGCCUGCCCAAAAAUGGUUCAUUCCAGCCAACGAAUGAAAUGAUGCUCAAGUUCUAUAGCUUUUAUAAGCAAGCAACCCAAGGACCCUGUAACAUUCCACGACCUGGAUUUUGGGAUCCAAUUGGUAGAUAUAAAUGGGAUGCUUGGAGUGCCUUGGGAGACAUGUCCAAAGAAGAAGCUAUGAUAGCCUAUGUUGAAGAAAUGAAGAAGAUUCUUGAGAGUAUGCCAAUGACGGACAAAGUUGAAGAAUUACUACAAGUAAUAGGCCCGUUCUAUGAAAUAGUAGAAGAUAAAAAGAACAGAGGAUCUGACCUAACCUCAGUUCGAAUGGAGAAAGUCUCUAAGUAUUUGGAAGACCUUAGUAAUGUCAUGAAUUCCACUCCAAAUAUAAAGGCUGUGAAUGGAAAAGCUGAAAGUAGCGAUAGUGGAGCAGAAUCAGAAGAAGAAGGGCUUCGUGAAGAGGAGGAAAAAGAACUGCAGCUAAAUGGAAAGGACUAUAAGAAUGUGAAACCAGAAUCAGCAGCUGCUAAGGAUUUGGGAAGUAUUGUUGCUAAUGGCUGUUACACGGAUGGCCUUACCCCGGAGAUGCAGAAUGGUGUCCAGACCAAAUCUGCCCUGAAUGGCUUGAACCCAGAGGAUGAAGUAAAGAAAACAGAGCCCAGCAUAGAAACAGCUAAUAACAAUGCUCACCAAGGUGCAAAUGAAGAGAAUACUGAGGAGUUCUCAGCAACUCAGCACUUAACCAGUGAUUCAGACAGUGAAGUUUAUUGUGACUCUAUGGAGCAACUUGGACUAGAAGAGCCCUUGGAGAACAUCACAUCAGCUAAAGGAUCUUUAAAGCAUUCAUCCCAUUUCUUGGAUGUAGAUCACAGUCUUCUGUUAGAAAAUACGGAUUUUCCAAGGAACACUUGCAUGACUUCUAGGAGUCUCCAACCUGGAGAUACAGUAGAGGGAGCAGCUCAAGAGCAAGGCGAAGUCAAGUGUGGAGGAGAAGAUGGCAAAGCCAGUAAUGGAGGCCCUCACAAGGAGAAGAAAGGUGGAGAAAAAGCAGAUUUUUACAAUGUCAGAAGAGGGAGAGGGCAUAGGCUUCAGCCUCUGGGAGAUGGCUCUCAAGGUGGCCAGAUGGGCAGUGGAGGGGACGGAGAGCGCUGGGGAUCGGACAGAGGACCCAGGGGCAGCCUCAACGAGCAGAUUGCCGUGGUGCUGAUGCGGUUGCAAGAAGACAUGCAGAACGUCCUCCAGAGGCUGCACAUGCUGGAGGCGGUUACAGCCUCACAGGCAAAAUCUGCAACACUACAGUCAAAUUAUCAGACUGCCUCCUCUGACAAGAAACCAUCAUGGUGGCCCUUUGAAAUUUCUCCUGGUGUUUUAGCGUUUGCUGUUGUCUGGCCAUUUAUUGCCCAGUGGUUGGUACAUGUGUAUCUUCAGAGAAAGCGAAGAAAACUGAAUUGAGAAGUCAUGACUUUGCUUAAAGACUGCUAGAAGAUUGCCCUGGAAAGCGAAGGAAUUCUGAAUUCUCAUAGAAUCUCAGGAUCUGGGAUGACGUUCCUUCUGUUAUAGUAAUAUUUUGUACUACCUUUGAGCUCAACAUUUAAGGACUAACAAUAUUGAAACUUGAAUGAUUCACAGCUCCUAGGUUACAAAUAAAGUAAAUUUAAUAAUUCCAUCCUCAAACCCAUAUGAACAUUAAUUAUUUUGGAAUGUGCUUGCGGAUGGGCCUUCAGUAAUUACUGGUCUUGCUGAUCUCAAAUGAUGAAGAGAAUAUCAUCUUUGUAAAAGAGUAAGUGAAAAUAUAUAGAACUGUCACUUUAAUAGAGAAAAAAUUUUACGGUCACAACAUCCCUGCCUGUUUUUCCACAGGGUUACAUAUGCUUAGAUGAAAGCACUAAUAAACUAUGAAUUCAAUACUUUGUAAGCUGUUGGAAAAAUGCAGUAUAGCUCUGAGGAAUUCAACUGGUUAUUUUUGCUGCUAAACCAGUGUGGGGCAAGUUUCCGUGUCAAUUGGUCAGAAAAGAAGUUGCAUCUUUCAUUUAUCCUUUAAGGUCAUUAAGAAGAUUUGGGAAUUGAUAGAUGUCUUGUGAGUUAAAGCCAUUAAUGACAGAGGGACUGUCAAAUAUAGGUUUGGAAACCGUGUGCGGUACAAAGGAUCCAUCUAAAGAGGCUGCACCUUAUAUUUUUAACUUGGAUAAAAGCUUGUUUUCACUGAAAUACAUAGUUUAGGCACAAGGUGCUUUAAAAGGAGCUGAAAGCAGCUCUGUAACUGUGUCUCUAAGAUUUUAAAAACCUCAGUGCACUGUAAGUUUUUAAUUGUCAGUUUAUGUCAAAUUAAAAUAAGAUUUAAUCUAGCCCUAGGCUGUUAUGGACUUUGCCCAACUCACAUUAGGAAAAAUAUCCGUUCUGGUAUUUCUUUCUCUCUUAUCCCUCUACUUCCUUUCAAAACAAAACUUUUCAGCUAAUUUUGGUGCUGAUUCUUUUUUUUGUUUUUCACAGAGUAUUUAUUAACCAAUAUACAGAUGGAGUUAGAACCUGUGAAGUUUGCUUGAUUAAAGCAUGCUUUACACAUAGUUUUAAAAUGAAUUAAUAUAUAAAUUGUCUAAAUCUCUGGAAAAUGGAAAUGCAUUAACAUUAGAUUUGACAGAAAACUAAGAGAUUCAUUUGCUAUAAAGAGUUACAUCGUAACAUAACCCAUCCUUAAGAUCUGAAUCUUCAGAAAUUUCACCAUGUUAUAGACGUGCUUUCAUUCUCCACCUGGACUAUGUAUUAUAAGUAAUUCUUGAGGAAAGUUAUUUUUUGUCCUUCCUGAAAAUCUUUUAUAGUUUGGAAAACAUUUUUCAUACAAGCUAUACUGUAUAAAAAUGUAAUCACAGAAUUUAAUGUUUGUUUUACCAGAGCAAUUUUAAUCUUGUAUUUAGUUAAGUACAGGGGCUUUUUUUAAGUUACUCUUUCCCUCUUCUGAUUUCCUUCUUGUAAAGCUGAAUUAAAAAUUAAAACGAUCAGAACCUCUUUGAAGACUGCUCUAACACUCAGAGGGUGAGUUUUGGCAUGAGAUGUACUGAAAACUCAGGUUUGAACAAAGCUUGUGCUGGAAGGGAAGUUCUGCUGUGACCUGAAGCCAUUGUGCCUGUAGCUUGAAUGUCCCAGAGUGAUUGACUUCCUAUCAGAAACUGAUAGAAAUGAUCCUACAGGAAGGACACUCGAGCUUGAAGGUCACUUUCAAAAACCCCCUCCUGAAGCAGCACGUCUUGUGACAGGAUGAAGCAGCCUGGAGUGCCUGCUCCCAGGUUCAUAACCAUGGCACAUGUAGGUCUCUUGCUUUUAGAGAUGGUACAGACAGGCUUAAAGGUACUUCACUGUUAACUUCCCGCUGAAAUAAAUGUAGGCAUAUGCCAUCCUUGUUAUUUAUUCAUGUUUCAAUAAAUCAAUCCCUUAA
This is a messenger RNA of Calidris pugnax (ruff), 3629 nucleotides long. It is a transcript of the gene ACBD5, whose product is annotated as acyl-CoA binding domain containing 5. Gene Ontology annotation, molecular function: fatty-acyl-CoA binding. Gene Ontology annotation, biological process: autophagy of peroxisome; fatty acid metabolic process. The coding region runs from base 140 to 1651 and encodes 503 amino acids. The record is from RefSeq and is a predicted model, not a curated record. The transcript has 14 exons. NCBI's taxonomy places the organism in Eukaryota, Metazoa, Chordata, Aves, Charadriiformes, Scolopacidae. Gene Ontology annotation, cellular component: peroxisome.